GUUGGUGGCGGUAAAGCACAUCUGUACGUUGUUUACCAACCGUCAAUAAACUGCAGAAGAAGAUUCAAUAGUAGGCGGUAAUGCACUUCUAUGCAGGUUUACGAUUCACUGAGCGAAAUCGAGGAAGAAGAAAAAGAAAACCGAGAAAUAGAGAGAAACAAGACAGAAAACAUACAAAAUGAGCAAAGACUGUAUGAUCACGAUAACUUAAUUUUAAUUAGUAAACGAAAUGCAUGUAAUUCCUACUAAGCAAAGGACCGCAACAUGCAGACGUCUGGGAAUUAUUUACAUUGAUGCCUCGCAAAGUUUCAAAGUCUGAAAAGCCUGCCCUGCUGUUCCUGGAGCGGCCUGUGUGUGGCGCUAAACUCCAAAAUGUGCCUGAGGUCCGAGCUGCACUCAACCCUAAAGAUUUUUUUCCAGAGACACAAACACAGAACAACUCAUCUGUUAAUUCAUGGGUAAACCCACAAUUCAACUGCACAGUUCCACCUGCCCCCCCAAUGAGAAAAGGGAGAAGAUGUCAGUCUGCCACAAGCAUCCUUGACAGCUGCAGUCAGCUGUCCAGGAAGAACAGCGUGUGCAAAUUUCCCUCCUUAUCAUUUCAAACUGGGUCAAAAGAUCAGUGUCAAAAACCUAAAAGUGGACGCACGAAGAGAGGUGCAGAGUGCACUGUUGUGUCUGAUGUCAGAAAUCAACCAUGGGGAUCACGGCAAAAUGAAAGGACACUUUCAAGACAGUGUGCAGAUGCAACAAAGAGACAGCUGGCAAAAAACAGAAAACGGAACACUGAAACUUUUUCUGCUGCAACCAACAGAUGUUUGGAAAUACCUGAAAUUCCAUCUAUAGAUGUGACUGAGAGAUGCAGAAUUCCAGCAGAUGGCGCUUCAGCAUUUACCUUCAGAAAGUUUGGUACCACUGAGGUCUGCAGUGUUGACCCACCACCUGAUGUGGACACUUCAAAAAUAAGCCAUGAAGGGAGCAGUUGUCCCUCCUCUCCUGUACAUUUACUGCUGGCUCAGCCAUGUACACCACCCUGUAACCAACCACCUGAUACUUUGGUUGCUGACACGCCAGAGAGGGAUUAUGGGGUGAAGGUGACAUGGAGGAGGAGAAGGGGUUUGAUGUUGAUGUUAAAGGAGAGGGGGCAUCUUUCUGAGUCAGCUACACUAAUUCAGCGCAUAGCUAAUUUAUAAAUAUGUUGUUAAUCAGAGGCAAAUUUUAUAUUCAAAUCAAAUCCUCUCCUUUUUACUAACUACUGCAUGGGAAAAUAAGUGACUGCAUAGCUUGUAUCACAGACCCAACAAUGUAACCCAAUAUUUGAGUCACUGGUAUCAGAAAAGCCAGGGUAGUUUUGAGGGGUCACUUUGUUUUGACGGGUGUGCUGUGUACCGGAGGCAUCUUGCCAUUCAACUAUGCGGCAAAAGAGGUGUGGA
This is a messenger RNA of Melanotaenia boesemani (Boeseman's rainbowfish), 1433 nucleotides long. It is a transcript of the gene rhno1, whose product is annotated as RAD9-HUS1-RAD1 interacting nuclear orphan 1. Gene Ontology annotation, biological process: cellular response to ionizing radiation; DNA damage checkpoint signaling; recombinational repair. Lineage: Eukaryota; Metazoa; Chordata; Actinopteri; Atheriniformes; Melanotaeniidae. The transcript has 3 exons. The record is from RefSeq and is a predicted model, not a curated record. Bases 294 to 1193 code for a protein of 299 amino acids. Gene Ontology annotation, cellular component: nucleus; chromosome.